Messenger RNA from Aplysia californica (California sea hare), 4431 nucleotides. RefSeq names its product serine/threonine-protein kinase Chk2. Gene Ontology annotation, cellular component: nucleus; cytoplasm. The record is from RefSeq and is a predicted model, not a curated record. Gene Ontology annotation, biological process: mitotic DNA damage checkpoint signaling; protein phosphorylation. Gene Ontology annotation, molecular function: protein serine/threonine kinase activity; ATP binding; protein binding. The transcript is spliced from 16 exons. Lineage: Eukaryota; Metazoa; Mollusca; Gastropoda; Aplysiida; Aplysiidae. Bases 196 to 1623 code for a protein of 475 amino acids.
UCUCACGCCGGUGUCUUUAUUUUUGUUUUUAUCACAGAAGAGUCACUCAGACUUACACACUGCUUACACUGUGCAUUGUAUUGUUUGUGUGUCUUUCUGAAUCUGAUCAGCGCUUUAUUUUACUUUAGUUUACCCUUCGUAGCUUUCCGAAGAAUUGAAAACUAAACGUUAUAGAAUUGCUUGGUAAAGGUAGCUAUGGAUGCACUGCCUACUCAAGAUAUUGUUGAUGGAGAAUUCAACAGCGAGGAAGAUGAACCAUCUCAAGAUGCGUGGGGUCGUCUCUUCCCUCUCGGCUCUAGUUUUGUCGCCAUGGAUUUGGUAAAUGAUACCUACUCAUUUGGCAGGGGAGAGACCUGUGAUGUUCCUUUCAGCAGCCAGGCAGCCAAGAAUCACCAGUGUUUUCAGGCUUACAGUAAAGUCCAUUUCAAGCUUGUCAGGAAAAAUACAAGCACAGGAGAGCAUGUGUUUUUGGAAGACACCAGCAGCAAUGGUACAUUUAUCAAUGGUGAAAAAGUUGGAAAGGGAAAGAAGCAGGUUCUUAACAACAACGAUGAAAUUGCCCUGGCCUUGAAGAAAAAUAAAGCUUACGUGUUCAUGGACUUGAACGCUAACGAGGACUCAAGCCUGCCACCUGAGCUCACAGAGAAGUACACGCUGACUCGUGUGUUGGGCAGAGGGGCCUGUGGGGAAGUGAGGCUAGCUUUCUCCAAGGGCUCAUGUGACAAAUUUGCCUGCAAGAUUAUCUCAAAGAAAAAAUUUUCCGUCGGUGGGAAAACGGCAGUGAACAUGGCAUCCCAAGUCAUGGGUGAAGUGAAAAUUCUGAAAGCGUUAAAACAUCCGUGUAUCAUUGGAAUAGAGGAUGUGAUUGACACACCAGACAUGCUGUACAUUUUCUUGGAACUGGUGGAAGGUGGUGAGCUGUUUGACAAGGUGGUCUCAAUAGACAAGUACGAUGAGAGCACGGGGAAGAUGCUCUUCUUCCAGAUGGCUACAGCUAUAAAGUAUCUCCAUGAUCAGGGCAUCACACACAGAGAUUUGAAGCCUGAGAAUAUCCUGCUCAACUCUGAUGAACUGGAGACUUUAAUUAAGGUGACAGAUUUCGGCUUGUCCAAGUUUAUCGAUGCUGGCUCCAUCAUGAAGACGUUUUGUGGCACACCGACCUACUUAGCACCAGAGAUUCUGCUGACGGCCGGGAGUGGGGCGUACACCAAGGCCAUAGACUGCUGGAGUCUCGGGGUCAUUCUUUUCAUCAUGCUGUCCGGGUACCCGCCAUUCUCGGACGAGCGUAAAGACAUGGACCUGCCCAAACAGAUCCUGGGAGGACAUUAUUCCUUCCCCAAGCAAUAUUGGAAGGAUGUCUCUGAGACAGCAAUUGAUUUAAUCAAAAAGAUGAUGGUGGUGGACCCAAAGAAGAGAAUUGAUUUUGCUGAUGUUCUUAAUCAUCCAUGGCUACAGGACGAAGAAAUGAGGAGUAAGGCCAACAAACUCAUGUAUCCAAACUCUGGAAAAAUGGCACCCCCAAACAUGCCUGUACCAAAGCGGAAAGCGACUGAGAAUGAGGAUGAGCCCGCCCAGAAACGGAAAAGUUCGGCUGACAUAAGCACCCCACCCGAGACUCCAUGAAGAAGAUGACCAAAGAUUCCAGACUGUCAAGGUUGCAAGGAGAGACUGAAUGUAGAUACAGAUGUUCAUAGACAUUUACAUUGGCAGCUGACAGUUCUGAUGAACACACCAACCCAUGAAAAUCAAACUGUCUUAAGUGCAGUAACCAUCAUUUUUAAGAAAAUCGCCACGGAAAAUGUGUUACUGCUUGUUUUUCUUAUAAUGUGAUCGCCCUUUGGAAUUCUUCUUGGUUUCCAUUAUUUUUUUUCUGAUAAAAAGAUUUAUCCUUAAAAUGGAAUAAACUAGUGUAGUACCCAGUAUGUAAUUUAAUAAUGAAAAUAAUUCACCCCUAAUGAACUCAUGAUGACCUUGAUAGGAGGAAGGGAAGUUUUAGACUUUGCAAGGUACCACAGGAAAUUCAAUCAUAUUGUUUUAUUCUCAAAAUUUUGGCACUUUAAGCAGUUUUUCUUUCAAGGGUUGAUAUUAGAUUUUCUUUAUAUUGCCAGGUCUGCAUCGAUCCUAUUCUAUUAGAAUUUUAAAAAUCUGAGAUGGACUCUUUAGUUUAUCUUGCCUGAACUCCAUUUCCUUUUGUAUUUGAAAUAACAGCAGCGGCAGAACUUUUGGUCAGGAGAGAACUGAAUGUGAUCCGACAGAUUCACAGUAGUUCCUGCUGACAUGGAUUGAUUUUGUCAAGUUAUAUAUGAGCAUUUCUCCCAAAAUGUUCAAAAUAUCAGAUUUGUUUUUUUCAAAAGCAUGCACAAAUUUGGAAGUGCAAAUGUUUAAUAUUUGGGAGAAUGAAAUUAUUCUUUUCCGUGCAUUCUCCAGCCCCUUGGGGUAACAUUGUGCACAAAAAUUAAUUUCAAUGUUUGCCUUCUCAAAAUCACCAUUCCGCAUUUAGAUGACGGGAUCACAAUUUGAUUGGCUCUAUAAAUUAUAUGAAUCUCUGAGUGAUUGUGUUCAGGAAAGUGUUGAUUUUUCAAAAAGAUAUUGUCAUAGUGAGGAGGAAUAUGAAGCAUUUGAUUUAAUGUGCUUUUGAUAAUGACCUGAUUGCUGAUCUGGUCUCUAAUGGCUUGGGUGUCUUUGCCCAGGCUCCAGUUAUUUCAGUUCGAAAGAAAUCUUGAUUAAAGGCCUCUACAGAAUUUGUUGAAAAUGCAUCAACUUGAUCAACAUACUGGUGUGAAUUGUGAAUGAGAGCACAAAGUCUCAAUAACUUAAUAGUAAUAGUAUGAUGGUUUCUCUGUUUCUAAGGCAAUACUUUUACUAGGUCAUUAAAUGGAAAGAUAUUCUUCUCUUUGAAAAUAUUGCCAAAAAUGACAUGCUGGUGUAUGUACGAGAAAGGCAGCUAUCUGGUUUAGCUUUGUAUCAUGUCAAGACUGAUAUAUAUGUCUGUAAUGUCCUAAAGAUUUGAUGAUUCUUGUUUUGAGGAAAGAAUUUUCCUUCUUCAUAUGCUCAUCAAGUUUUGAUUUUCACUUUGGAACAAAAAAAAGACUGAUGGGAGCGGAAAAGCAGCUAUCACACUUUUUGCUAUUUUGAGAAAUUUUUUCCAACUUGGAAACACAAAUCUUUCCAGAAAUGUGGGAUUUUCUCUGUUCUUUUUUUUUUUUUUUUUACAUGAACCUUGCUUUUAUUUUUUUAUUUUAAAAAAAUUGAAUGCUAUGUUAAAUUGUUGUGACAUAAGUUCCCAUGGGGUAUAACAUCUCAAAAUGAUAAUGCCAUUUUUUUCUCUGUAGUCCUGUUUCUUUAUGUACGUUUGCACUACAGAUAGUGGCAGUGAACUUUCCAGCCGUCCGCGUGUGGUGAAUAUUUCUGUAAGUGUGUGUGUCACAUCGGAGUUGACAUCACCCACAUAUGACUAUGAGGUGUAACGGUUAAGCCAUUUGCACUUGUUUGCAGAAGACUGAAUUUGAUUCCUGAGUUUGGGGGGGGGGGUAAUUAUUUUUGGAGUAUUUCCGUCUAUCUGCUGAGGUAUUGUAUCUCACUGGGCCUUGGCUGGCCCUGACCGCCAGGGUCAAAGAAGCUUCGUGUCGUAAAUGAUGUAAAUUGUGUGGAAUAGGGUGUAAAACAUCUCUACAUUGAGGGUUGGCCUCUUACGGUGAACUUUUCUAUCGCAGCACCAUGUUCAAACUCGUCAAGUUUAGUUUAGUUAGAGUUUUACGGCGCUCACACUGUAUAAGGUCAUAUGGGUGCGCCAAACUCUUCUUAGUUGAACAUUUGUUCCUUUUGUGUUGGAUGGGUGGAUGUUUUUGCAGAUUUUUCUCAGAAUUUCUUUGUGGUGUAAGAUGAAACAGUUAUGAAAGAACGUGAUUGUUUGAUAUGGUUUUCGUGGUGAAGAGUAACGUUGAUAGUUAAAAAGCAGAGGGUAAAAGAGUAUCACUUGGUAUGUCCUAUUUCUUUUCUUUCUUUCUGUUGAAUCUGUGUCUGUCUGUCUAUCUUACUCUUUCUGUGCACUAAAUUAUUGUCAUAGUGUCGGUGUGCUUCUCUUUACUCAAAAACCCUAAAAAGAAACUGUUGAAUUCGUAAUUUUGGGGUCGUAAGUGAUGAAUUUUUUUCUAAAUUGUGCAGCUGUCUCAAGAGAAGUGAGUGUAACCUUUUUUUCAUUUACCUGGCCCUGGAAAUAUGGGUCAAACAAGAGUUGUUCAUUUUUCGUGCAACAGCAACAAGGGCGCUUUUGCUUGUUUUAGCCAUCUGCAGGGUUCUUUCUCUAGCAAAGGGAACAAAAAUGUUUAUGAUUUCAAUCUAAUUCUUGUUUAAUGUUGCAUUCAUUCCACCAUAGAAAUGUUGUUUUUGAAGGGGUUUUUUUAUUAAACGAUGUGAUGUUUGUUGAAGUGA